Messenger RNA from Acaulospora morrowiae, 186 nucleotides. The record is from the annotation of a GenBank genome assembly. Lineage: Eukaryota; Fungi; Glomeromycota; Glomeromycetes; Diversisporales; Acaulosporaceae.
CUUCGUGAUGGACGUUCUUACGGCAAAGGAGGAAACCAUUCGGAGGACGAGUUGGCGGUGUCAUCCUGGUAUAAGAAACGGACAGCAGGUUCUCGGGGUCGUUCAAUCGAGGCGGGAAUAUUUUAUUUCGAUCGAGACGACUCAUCAGGCUGUCCGCUAAGUAAUCCAGAGAGAAAUCCGUGGUAG